Corapipo altera (White-ruffed manakin) is the source of this 1569-nucleotide messenger RNA. Its product is annotated as F-BAR domain only protein 1-like. The annotation marks the transcript as partial. The record is from RefSeq and is a predicted model, not a curated record. Gene Ontology annotation, biological process: clathrin coat assembly; clathrin-dependent endocytosis. The transcript has 17 exons. Gene Ontology annotation, cellular component: clathrin-coated pit; clathrin-coated vesicle; cytoplasm. Lineage: Eukaryota; Metazoa; Chordata; Aves; Passeriformes; Pipridae.
AGUGGGGGGGGCCACGCUGAGCCCGCCCCGCUCGUGACACAGGUGGCUGAGUCCGCGCGGAGGGACCGACCGAUCCGGGGGGCUCGGAGCGGGUUUUGGGGGGGCUGCCGCGUGCCUUGACUCCCCCUUUCCCCCUCCUCCAGACCCCCGGCGCGCCGAGGAUGAUCGGGGGGGACCCAAGAGCCCCCCAAGAGCCCAGGGGCGCUGGGAGCUGAGCUGGGGGGUCCCCUCGCCCCCCCCCCUCCAAGAUGUCCUACUUCACCGAGCACUUCUGGGGCGAGAAGAACCACGGCUUCGACGUGCUCUACCACAACAUGAAGCACGGGCAGAUCUCCACCAAGGAGCUGGCUGACUUCGUCCGGGAGAGGGCCGCCAUCGAGGAGAACUACGCCAAGGCCAUGGUGAAGCUGUCGAAGAUGGCCACCAACGGGACCCAGCUGGGGACUUUCGCGCCGCUGUGGGAGGUUUUCCGCAUCUCCUCGGACAAGCUGGCCCUGUGCCACCUGGAGCUGAUGAAGAAGCUGCACGACCUCAUCAAGGAGAUCUCCCGCUACGGGGAGGAGCAAGGCCGGGUGCACAAGAAGUCCAAGGAGGAGGUGUCGGGGACGCUGGAGGCCGUGCAGCUCCUGCAUGGGGUGGCCCAGCUGCUGCCCAAGUCCAAGGAGAGCUACCACAGCAAGUGCCAGGAGUACGAGCGGCUGCGCAAGGAGGGCACCAGCCAGAAGGAGAUCGACAAGGCGGAGCUCAAGUCCCGGAAGGCGGGUGAGGCUCUGCGCAGGGCGGUCGACAAGUACAACGCGGCCCGGGCUGACUUUGAGCAGAGGAUGCUGGACUCGGCCAUGCGCUUCCAGGAGGUGGAAGAAGCCCAUCUCCGCCACAUGAAGGGUCUCAUCGGCUCCUACUCCCACUCCGUGGAGGACACGCACGUCCAGAUCGGGCAGGUCCACGAGGAAUUCAAGCAAAACGUGGAGAACAUCGGCACCGAGAUGCUGCUCCGGAGGUUUGCGGAGAGCAAGGGAACGGGGAGAGAGCGGCCAGGAGCGCUGGAUUUCGACGAGUACCGACUGGCUCCAGCGCAGGAAGGACCCAAGAGGAGCCGGAGUAAAGCUUUCCGGAUCCCCGGGCUGAGCCGUAAGGAGAGGGAGCGUGAUGCUGUGGAAUCCCCCGAUAACGACGUGGGCUGCCCGGAGGUGGACGAGGACGGAUUCACGGUGCGCCCCGACAUCGCCCGCACCGAGGCGGAGAAUCCCGGCUGCUCCUCCAGCGACUCCGACUACGACGAGGACGAACCGCGCAAGUUUUACGUCCACAUCAAACCGGUGCAGCCCCGGGAGGGACCCGGCAACGCCGAGGCCUCCGUGGAGCAGCUCAAGGCCACCGUGGGGAACCUCAUCCUUCCCCCCGGAAUUGGGGGCACCGUCAGGCGACAGUCGUCACGACACGUGGCAUCCCUGACCCCAGCCCCGAGUGACACGGACCCCGAGGGGACGCUGGCGGCGGGUGACAGCACAGGGAGGGGUCUCCCCGCAGCACAGGUGAACAGGUACGUGGGGUCAAGGAGACAUUGGG